Striga asiatica is the source of this 1101-nucleotide messenger RNA. The record is from the annotation of a GenBank genome assembly. Lineage: Eukaryota; Viridiplantae; Streptophyta; Magnoliopsida; Lamiales; Orobanchaceae.
AUGCCCAUAUUUUCCUCGGACGAUCCACUGUCCGCUAAGGCCUUCUCGAGCACACGCUUCACUCUCCCGACCUCCCCAACUCUAACUCCAAUCUCAUUCAUCAGUUUUCGAACAUUCUCGGCAACUUCAAACCUAUCCACCCUCCCUUCAUCACACAAAUUCAUCCCGAUCUCCCAAUCGUCCACCACUAGCUUCCGGUUCGUGAACUGGUCGGUGUACAAAGGGAAGCAAAGCAUCGGCACUCGAAACCAAACGCUCUCGAGCACCGAAUUCCAUCCGCAGUGCGUCAGAAAACCCCCCACCGCUUCAUGCGCCAGCACUCGUCUCUGGCAGCACCACUCAACCACCAGCCCGCGGCGACCUUGUCGGGCUUCCUCCGGAAGCGGGCUUUCUUCGCCUCAAGGCCCACAAGAAGUCAACGUCGCUAAGGAGAAGGCCGUGGGCUAUCUCCGUGAGGUCGUUCUUGGAAAUGUGCGCGUAGCUUCCGAACGAGAUGUAGAGGACCGAGCCAGGGGGACGGGAGUCGAGCCAGUGGGUGCAGUCGGACUCAGGCCAGAGGCUGGUGGAUAUGAUAUUGUCGGUGUCGUGAGAGAGAAUUGGGCCGAUGGCGAAGAAGGGAAUUUUUUGGAUGUUAGGUCCUUCGGUUUGAUGGAUUGGACUCCUGUGAAAACCAAAGCAGCCUCGGUCCAAAACGAGACGUACGAAAGCCCGUACCUCUUAGCUAACUUCCCGGGCCACACGAAAUACGUGUCGGCAAUCAAGCAAGUGACGGUCGGUUUCGAGUCCCUCACGAGCCUCUCGACGGCCUUCUCCACGUGGGCCGACAGCUCGUGCAAGAGGGCCGACUCAAAUUGCUCCGAGUGCGGGGACCGGUCGAGCCCGACCGGAAGCCCGUCAGACACGGUGGCGUACCGGAUGUCGAGCCCGGACGAGUGGCGGAUUCCGGCAAAGAUGUCGCCGGAGCGGGCGGAGGAGGCGGCGGCGGCGGCUAUGAUGCGGCGGUGGAUGGAUAGGGUGUUGAUGAAGGUGAUGGUGAAGCCUCUAGAAGCUAGGUGGAUGGCCAGGUGUACGGACGGGUUGACGUGGCCUUGGAGAGGGUAG